Mesorhabditis belari is the source of this 1389-nucleotide messenger RNA. The record is from the annotation of a GenBank genome assembly. Lineage: Eukaryota; Metazoa; Nematoda; Chromadorea; Rhabditida; Rhabditidae.
AUGGAGAAGGUGCCGGUGUGCGCCUCGGUGGCGGGUGCCACUUUUGUGGUCGUUUCUUGUCUUGUCGCUGGGACAAUCAUCUCUCGUGAUAUCAACAAUAUGUAUGAUGAUUUCAUGAACAGCAUGGGAGAGUUCAGAGCCGUUUCCGAAGACACAUGGAACGAGAUUUUCGCGAUGCAAAUGGGUGCCGCUUCUUCGGGAAAAUCGACGGCUCCAUCACUAGCCGGUUUAGUUGGGAGAAGAUUGAAGAGGGCCGCUGGAGGAGAUGAUAGUUGCACUUGCGGUGUCUCGGCUCGUCGUUGCCCACCUGGACCUCCAGGACCUCCAGGUAUCUCUGGACCACCAGGAGACAUCGGUCGCGAUGGACCACCUGGAAAAUCCGGAAAACCCGGUAUCACCCAGCCACUCCUCUUCAAACCAGCUCCUUCCACUUGUGAAGUGUGUCCCGUUGGCCCGCCUGGACCCCCCGGAAAAGAGGGAUGCGAAGGACCACCAGGAAAGGAGGGAUCACCCGGAAAACGUGGACCACCUGGAAAUGCUGGCCGACCGGGAAUGCCGGGUCCUUUGGGAGAUCAAGGAGCAUCGGGAUUGGACGGACAACCGGGUAUGCCGGGAGCCCCAGGACAGGAUGCGCUCACCGGAAAAGGAGUGCAAGGAUUGCCGGGAAGAGGAGGACCACAAGGACCGUGCGGAGAGCCAGGAAAAGACGGUGGUGAUGGAAAGGACGGAUCCAACGGCCAAGAGGGGCCCCAGGGAAUGGAGGGACUCCCCGGAUUGCCUGGCAACACCGGACCUGUCGGAUAUCCUGGUAAACCCGGUGCCCCUGGAGAGGACGGAGAAUACUGUAACUGCCCCGAUCGUGGAGAUAUCCCAAUCUAUGAUAAGCCUCAUGGUGGUGGCCCUCCACCAAGACGUCCUCCACCUGGCCGUGUGCCCGGCGUGCAGCCACCAAGCCCCAGCCAUUACCGUCCAUCCCCACACGAGAUGCGCAAAGGAACAAAGAUCCCAGCCGGUCGUCCAAACAAUGUCGGCAGCUACAACGAUGACAAUGCAGGACCACACCCAUCAUCCGCUGCUGAAGCCCCAGCCGGAUAUGAUCAACCUCCACCACCAGCCGAGAAAGCGUACGCCGAGCCUGCUGGAUAUGACAACCCAGCCCCAUCACAACCAAAACCAAAACCAAAACCAAAGCCAGCCGCUAAGCCUGCGCCCGCUUAUGAGGAGCCUAGCUAUGACAAGCCUCCACCCCCACCACCGGCCACUGAGCCCCCAGCAGCCUACGAGACCGAGGCUCCAGAGCCCAGCUAUGACAAGCCUCCUCCACCACCCCCACCCCCAGCCGCUGCUGAGGCCACCGGAUAUGGCCGUCGCCGCAGAAGAAGAAAAUUC